UUUCCCGAUGCAACCUGGUAACAAAAGAUUGCUGCCACCAGAUGACCGGCUGCCGGCGCAAGUCCCCGGCAAUGUCUGCACUUGCCAGCAGAUCCAUGCUCCUCCCUCUGCUCCUCCUCAUUCACUCCUUUCCUGCUUCCGUCUCUGCUCAGCGUCGGGGAUCUGGUUCUGCUCCCUCCUGGCAGACUCUCUCCGGAAAUAGCCCCAUAGUUGUAGCUCGGGGUGGAUUCUCUGGUCUAGUUCCGGAUUCAUCCAAUGCG
Linum tenue is the source of this 260-nucleotide messenger RNA. The record is from the annotation of a GenBank genome assembly. Lineage: Eukaryota; Viridiplantae; Streptophyta; Magnoliopsida; Malpighiales; Linaceae.